AUGGUUGGGAAGUCCCUGAUUGCUGGUCUGGUGGUCCUUGCGGUGGCUGCAGUGAGCCUGUUCCUCGGGGUAUUCAUGGGCUUAGGGAAGAAUAACACGCCUCCCCCCUCGGACCACUUCUACUCCAAGGCUGCUGUGGCUGCUGAUGCUGGGAAGUGUUCAGAAGUGGGGAGGGACAUUCUGAAGAAAAACGGUUCAGCUGUGGAUGCCUCUAUCGCUGCCUUGCUAUGUGUUGGCCUCCUUAAUGCUCACAGCAUGGGUAUUGGAGGAGGGCUCUUCUUCGUCAUCUAUAACGCUUCCACAGGGAGGGUGGAAACCAUCGAUGCGAGGGAGACUGCGCCCAUGAACGCCACUGAAGACAUGUUUGGCAACAACACCAAGCUCUCUCGUACAGGUGGAUUGUCCAUAGCCAUUCCCGGGGAGAUCCGCGGUUAUGAGAUGGCACACAAGAGGCAUGGCAGGCUGCCAUGGAAAGACCUGUUUGAGCCCAGCAUUGCCUUGGCUCGUCAUGGCUUCCCCAUAGGAAAAGCUCUGGCCCAUGCCAUCUUCAAGAGCAGGGACUCCAUUCAAAGAGACGCCAACAUGUGUGAGGUGUUUUGUGAUUCUCAUAAAAACAUCCUAAAGGAAAAUGAUAUUGUAAGAUUUCCAAAGCUGGCCGACACUUACCAAAGAAUAGCAGAGGAGGGUCCUGAUGUGUUUUAUAACGGGUCAAUGGCACAGAGCAUCGUCAAGGACAUCCAGGCAGCAGGGGGCAUAAUCACCCUGGAUGAUUUAUUGGAGUACCAGCCUGUGCUGAAUGAAAACCCUCUGAGGCUCAACGUAGGGGAAUACACCAUGCAUGUCCCAGACGCCCCCUCCAGUGGGCCUGUGCUGGCACUCAUACUCAACAUAGUGGAUGGGUACAAUUUCACAGACACAAGUGUCUCUACAGCAGAGAAAAAGACUCUGACGUACCAUCGCAUCGUAGAGGCUUUUCGUUUCGCUUAUGCAAAGAGGAGCAGACUGGGAGACCCACGCUAUCUCAACAUUACAGAUCUCAUCCACAACAUGACCUCAGACUACUUCGCUGAUGGCAUAAGAAGCAAAAUAACCGAUGACACCACCCACCCAGACAGCUACUACGAGCCCGACUAUUUUGUCCCAGACAACCACGGGACGGCUCACCUGUCCGUCAUAGCUGAGGAUGGAAGCGCUGUGGCUGCCACCAGCACCAUUAAUCUGUACUUUGGUUCCAAAGUGAUGUCUCGAUCCACUGGAAUCAUUUUCAACGAUGAAAUGGAUGAUUUCAGCUCUCCGUACAUGACCAAUGGCUUUGGAAUCCCUCCUUCACCAAACAAUUUUAUUCAACCAGGCAAGAGGCCGCUGUCUUCCAUGUGUCCCACAAUCAUCUUUGACAAAGACAACAGAGUGAAAAUGGUGGUGGGAGCCUCAGGGGGCACUAAAAUCACCACAGCCACUGCCUUAGUCAUCCUGAACUCUUUGUUCUUCAACUAUGACCUAAAGAAAGCUGUGACCGAGCCAAGAGUUCACAAUCAGCUCAACCCAAAUAUGACCGUCGUGGAGCAGGGCUUUGAAAAGAGUGUCCUGGAGGGUCUGGUCCAGAAGAACCACGUCACACAGCUGCUGCGGAUUCCCGACUCCGUGGUCCAGGCGGUAGUGCGUCAGGGAGAGUGUCUCUGCGCGGAGUCCGACCCCCGUAAAGGAGGCUAUCCGGCGGGAUACUGAACAAAACCUCCAAUCCUCUGCCUCUUCUCUGUUCUCUCGGGCCUGGAUCCGUCUCCUCAAAGACAGUUGGACAGAGACACAAACCCGUCUGCACUGAAAGAUCAAACAGUGUUUAAGCUACAGACACCACUCCUUUGACUCCAUUCCAAAAAAAACUCUUUAUCUCAAACUCAAACUUUCAGCAAUACUUAUUGUUCUGGCAUUAUUUUUGAGUUUUGAAGUAAAGUAAAAGGAUGCACCUGGUUUGACUCCAGUAUCAUCUCUCCUGGAUACAGGUCAGGGAGGUGAUGUUAAGGGAAGACCCCGCCCCAACACAUCUGCUUCAUGUAAUAAACCUUUAACCUUCAAAAACCCCCCACUUCAUUUUACGUACGACAGUUUCCAACAAAACAGUAGUUGUAGGUUGUCCGUGUUCUAUUCUCCUUUCUUUGACUGUCUCAACUAAAACACAUUGUACAUAAUUGGACAACUUUGGGGUUUGUUUUCAUGUCAAACUGGUGAAAAAAACAAAACUAGACGUGCAAGUAGAAGUAGGUAUACCAAAUACAAAUAAGGAUACCUCAGGUUAUUUUACCUGUUUGACUUCAAUGUCUCCCUAAACCGUUCUCCUGAUGUUAAUGAUUCCCCACAUGAUUAUUUAGAGGAAACUGAUUGUGUUGUUUUCUACUGUGAUUCUAUAUUGAAGCUAUGACUUUGAAUUUGUAAAAGUUUAAUAUCGAGUAGAGGUUUAGUGAAUGUAAAGUGUAUUCUGAAAAAUACAUUUGCAGAUAUAUUUUUCUAAACAUGCAUUGUUCUUAUGCCAUGUUUGUUGCCAUACUUGUUAUUAAACAUUUUGAACAAAGAGGAUAUAUUUUACCACACAGACCCUCCGGGUUCUUCUGUGCUGCUUCUGUACCGGAAUAUAAGCACACUAACUGAGUAUAUAUCCAAGUGUCUAUCAGUCUUCAUACGGGUGAUAAUGUUGAUAAACUUCAUCGUUCAGUUAUCUAACUUACUGGCUCAUUGUUUCAGCACUAUUAAAUACACAG
This is a messenger RNA of Labrus mixtus (cuckoo wrasse), 2753 nucleotides long. It is a transcript of the gene ggt1a, whose product is annotated as gamma-glutamyltransferase 1a. NCBI's taxonomy places the organism in Eukaryota, Metazoa, Chordata, Actinopteri, Labriformes, Labridae. The record is from RefSeq and is a predicted model, not a curated record. Gene Ontology annotation, molecular function: glutathione gamma-glutamate hydrolase. Gene Ontology annotation, biological process: regulation of inflammatory response; peptide modification; glutathione catabolic process. Gene Ontology annotation, cellular component: plasma membrane. The transcript has 12 exons. The coding region runs from base 1 to 1725 and encodes 574 amino acids.